Messenger RNA from Chrysoperla carnea, 588 nucleotides. Its product is annotated as zinc finger CCHC domain-containing protein 10-like. The transcript has 3 exons. NCBI's taxonomy places the organism in Eukaryota, Metazoa, Arthropoda, Insecta, Neuroptera, Chrysopidae. The coding region runs from base 88 to 453 and encodes 121 amino acids. The record is from RefSeq and is a predicted model, not a curated record. Gene Ontology annotation, molecular function: nucleic acid binding; zinc ion binding.
GAAAACGCUUGACUAUUUUUCAUAAAUGUAUGUUGAUUAUAACCUCAAAAGUGACAAAUUGUUUUUCAGUAAAAAAUAUUAUUUACAAUGAAUAAAGUCUUAAAAAAGCCAAAUAAACCUGACAGUACAUUCGUACGAUGCCAAAAAUGUUUGGAAUAUGGACAUUGGAGUUACGAAUGCAAAGGAAAACGCAAACAUUUAAUACGAGAUUCACGUACAAAAAUCUUAAAUAAACGUAUUAAACAAAUUGAGGCUGCUAAAAGCGAAGAAAAUGGUUCAAAUGAAAAUAAAACAAAAAAUGACACAAGUUCAUCCUCUAGCAGUAGUUCCUCAUCAUCUUCGUCAUCAUCUUCAUCGAGUUCGUCUAGUUCGAGUUCGAGUUCCGACAACGAAUCAUCGUCAGAUAGCGAAAGUGAUUCAAGCUCCUCCUCAUUAUCGGAGACAAAAAGUUAAAAGUUUUUUUUCGUUCAAUAAAUUCGUAAUUUAAAAUUAGUUUUUCUUUAGUAAAUAAUGAUUAAAACAAAAGGAUAUUUAAGAACGUAAUUUAUUUUAUCUUAUAAUCGACUUCGACAAUUAUUCGACGUUAUU